UUUUGGCUUGAUUGCAUUUCCUGAUUAAUUCUUCUGGAGAACUUGCUCCUAAAUGAAGGUUGUCCACAUAAAGGCUACUUGCUAAUUCAGUAGCAGUUGUCAUGCCGUAUUUCUCUAAAUGGUGACGUAUUACUCCCGCCAGAAGGUAAGGGGAGCAAAUAACGCCAAAAGCAACUCUCGCAAAACGAUAAACUUGUAUGUUAUCGGUAGAUGGUGGUUUACCCGGGUCCUUCAGCCAAAGGAAUUUGGCAACUUCCCGAUCUUCUUCGUGUAGGCCCACCAUAAGGAAUGCUGCCUCCAAGUCAGCAAUAGCCACAAAUUUUGGUAGGCGAAAUCUGAGCAACAACCCUACUAGUUCUGGUAGGAGCACAGGGCCACGGAGGAGGCAAUCAUUUAAUGAAGGUUGCCCUCUCGGAUGUGCACUUGCGUCGAAUACUGGUCUCACCUUAUGA
Messenger RNA from Meloidogyne enterolobii, 452 nucleotides. The record is from the annotation of a GenBank genome assembly. NCBI's taxonomy places the organism in Eukaryota, Metazoa, Nematoda, Chromadorea, Rhabditida, Meloidogynidae.